AUGUCCAAUCAUUUCGUUUUCAACUCGCCACCAGGCCCUCAAUCACCCCGAUCUCCCAUGGCCUCUACAUUCCACACCAACACCCAAACACUCCCCUCCAUCGGCCCGCGUAUCCCCACCGUCGGCCCCCGUGCCCGCGACCUCCACUACUCCAUCCGCGACUUCCUCUCCGCCCACCCACUCCUCGAGCUCGGUGGCCAAGAACACUUCACCGUCGAGCGACGCCGCCAUCAAGAGGUAUUUGGCAUCCACGCCCUACCCAAGGACAGGAUCCAUCCGAUUGACGACGUCGAGUUUACCGCCAUCCGGGGGCCCCAUGGGACGAUCCCCAUUCGCGUUCUCUACCCGAGUUCGGGGAAGGACAACAGAAACAAGGGAAGGGCUGGGGCGUUAAUAUACUUUCAUGGAGGCGGGUACACAGUUGGCUCAGUGGAUGAGUUUGAGAAUGGACUGCGCUUGGUCGCGGAGGAGUCAGGGUGCCAGGUCUACGCGGUGGAGUACAGACUGGCGCCGGAGUUCAAGUACCCGGUGCAAUUGGAUGAGUAUUCGGCGGUGAUCGACUGGGUGCAGGUUUUGGGAGGAGGGGAUUCAGCGGGCGGGAACAUGACGGCGGCCAUUUGUUUGAGGAGGAUGGAUGAAGGGCGAAAGCCGUUGGCUGGGCAGGUGUUGCUGUAUCCGGAGGCGAGGCUGCCCUUUGAUACGCCCGCGGCAACGGAGAUCAAUUCCAGUCUAUACCUCGAAUGCAACGGCAUCUUUGGCUUUGCGAGUAACUACCUGCCGCGGUCUGAAGACAUCUCCCCUCACGACCGUUACAUCUCCCCCGGUAUGCAAUCCGUCGAAGACCUCCGUGGUCAACCACCCGCUGCCGUGUUCACCUCCGGCUACGACCCCCUACGAGACGUCGGCUGCGAAUACGCAAACAAGCUGUCACAGGCUGGAGUACAGACUCGCUGGCGUCACUACGACAACCUCACACAUGGCUGGCUUCAGAUGACGGCGUGGUCGGAAGCGGCAGAGCAGGCUGUCAAGGAUGUUGCGCAGGAGGUCAAGAGGCUAGUUUUUGCGGCCAGUAAUACACACACACCCAGGACGCCCCAGGGCCAGAGUCAGACAUGGAACAGUGGUGAUAUCAAGUUUGCGGGUUCGAGAUGA
Neurospora tetraspora is the source of this 1152-nucleotide messenger RNA. RefSeq names its product Alpha/Beta hydrolase protein. NCBI's taxonomy places the organism in Eukaryota, Fungi, Ascomycota, Sordariomycetes, Sordariales, Sordariaceae. Gene Ontology annotation, molecular function: sterol ester esterase activity; triacylglycerol lipase activity. Gene Ontology annotation, biological process: triglyceride catabolic process. The record is from RefSeq and is a predicted model, not a curated record. Gene Ontology annotation, cellular component: cytosol. The transcript has 3 exons. Bases 1 to 1152 code for a protein of 383 amino acids.